UGUUGGUUUGUCACACAAAUCUGAAAAAAGACAUUGUGGUUUGUAGUUUUAACAUAAUAUGAUGUAAAAGGUACCAUUCGUAGGAAGGCUUUUUUUUAGGCUCUGUACCAUUUGACUUUUCAUUGCUGCAACCGUUCUAACUGUUACCUCCCAUUGACAUCUUCAGUUUUAAGAUUAAACCCGCAGCUUUUUAUCUAGUGUAACCCAGCCAAGGUACUGUACUGUAUCUGUUCUGACAUUAUAUUGAACAUAUAUCAUUUAUCACCUAUUUUGGAACAAAAGAAAAGAAAUGCAACUGGCCAGAAGAAAAGAACCAGGAAGUGGUGUGUUCUUGUUUUCUGCAUGCUUUAUCUCCUGGUGCAGGAGAGAUUCUCUCAAGAGUCAGAGGGUCUGAUCAGAGGGUGUCAGGCGGCUGCUGAAGAUGAAUAUUACACCUGUUAUUUUCUGCAUUUUGCUAAAUCGUGUCAUUGGCCAAGAUACCUUUCCUGCAAAAAUUCUGGUCCGGCAGAGGACUGUCAGCGAGGGCAGUGACCUCUAUGUAACCUGCAGCAUGUUAGGGCAAAAGAAAGAACCCUCGUUUUUUGUUUAUUUACUCAAAGAUGGACAAGGAUUUCAGAAAACCUCACAGAAGCAGAAUCUGAAUGAUGAUACCUUUAAGAUAUCUCGAGUUGAUCUUGGUCACAGUGGAAACUACAGCUGCUUCUAUUCCUCCAGAGAAUUCAACCUUUCUGCAAUAGUUGAUGAAGGACUGGACAAGGUCGAGAUUCUGGUUAUAGCCCAUUUCCUCCCAGCAACCCUCUCAGUAGCUGGACCCUCCAGAGUUGAUGAGGGAAACCGUGUUGAGCUCAGAUGCACCUUUUCUGAGACCCUGCACACCCUCUACAAUUGUCAACUCAUUCAUUGCUGCCUGAAGAAGAACGACACCUUCCUUCAGUUGCAAGUAUUUGAUGUCGCUCGGAUGGAGGCCUCUUUCACCAUCGAAGGUGCCGUCAUGAGGGACUCGGGUCAUUACAGCUGCCUUUUGCUGCCGUCUAAAUGCUUUCAGAAUAACUGGAAUGAGCUGCAGGGAAUCAACGCUGUUUUUCUGGAGGUCAAAGAGGAUUUGACCACCGUUUGGGCUUUCUCUGGUGGAUUUAUAGUCCUUGCGCUGCUUUUCUGUCUGUGUUUGUACUGGAUCCUUAACAGAAACGGCCUCAUGACUUCAUGGACACCAUGUUCUGACAGAGAUCAGCGGAGCAUAGACGUACUGGAGCAAACAAAAGAGGAACCUGAAGAUGCAUCAGAAGAAGAUUCUUUCAGUGUGGAGAAUGAGGAAGAUUCUGAUAGUGAGCAGCCGAAUACACACACAAACGAGGAACUUCAAGAGGUAUCAGAUGGAGUGGACUUAUUCAACGUAGAAAAUGAACUAGUGUAUGCAAACAAGACAACUAACGAUGAUAUAUACUCCACAUGUGAGAGAAUUUACCACGUUCCAGAUGAUUCUCCUGCAAGACGAAUCUUGCCCUAAAGAUGAAAGUCUGCGCUAAAGUCAUCACAGCCAGUCUUCACCUGGGUGUGGUUUCAUCAUUUCACUUUUAUGCUACGCCAAAACAGCGAUGGUGCUGACCUGGUAGAUUUACCCACAAAUAAAGUACCUGAAAUAAAUAUUCAUUCCACUUGAACUUUUCACAGUUUGUCACGUAACAGUUUCAAAUAACCGGGGGAUAUAAAUUGAAACCAAAAUGACAAAUUGGUAUCUAUGUGUUGAAUGCCUUUAUAGAGGUUGGUGUCUACCAUCUUUGCACACCUUUUUACCACUUUCUUUUAAAAACAGCUCUAACUGUGCUAAUCUGGAUGGGGAGCGUCUGUGAAAAUCUGCUUUCCAGCUGAAAACCAGAUUAAAAAUGAGAUAUAGCUCGUAAUUGUGACUGGGCCAUUAUAAUAAUCAAUCACAUUUUAUCCUCCAACCAACUGUAUCCAGGUUCCCUGUUUCUGCUGAAGAAAAGUAGAUGGCAGCAUAAUGCCUUCACCUUGAUGAUAGUCCAUUCAGGGGAAAGUUCAGUGUUUGUUUUCUACCACACAGUUGUUGUUUUAUUGCAUUCAGGCCAAAAAAGUUUAAAUAAGUUCUCAUCUCCCCAGAGCAGCUUCUUUCACUAUUGUUCCAUACAUUGUCUUCUUCAAUCAAUUGCUUAUUUUAUGCUACUCUUUACUAUAAUAAUUUGUGAAUUUUAUCUUCUUUCUGCUCCCUUUUGCUCAUGGCAAAUAUAUGACAGAAAGUGACUGUUUUUGUGGUUUUUAUCAUGGACCAAUAAAUAAAUCUGAAAUGCCAAACUGA
Fundulus heteroclitus (mummichog) is the source of this 2314-nucleotide messenger RNA. RefSeq lists its product as uncharacterized. The record is from RefSeq and is a predicted model, not a curated record. NCBI's taxonomy places the organism in Eukaryota, Metazoa, Chordata, Actinopteri, Cyprinodontiformes, Fundulidae. The transcript is spliced from 11 exons. The coding region runs from base 422 to 1507 and encodes 361 amino acids.